Molecule: messenger RNA, 1527 nt
Organism: Ipomoea nil (Japanese morning glory)
Lineage: Eukaryota; Viridiplantae; Streptophyta; Magnoliopsida; Solanales; Convolvulaceae
Product: F-box/FBD/LRR-repeat protein At1g13570-like
Exons: 4
Coding region: 161-1402 (413 amino acids)
Molecular function (GO): protein binding
Source: RefSeq, a predicted model, not a curated record
CCUGCCUCAGUGCCUUGCUCCGUCGAAGAUUUUUAGGGAUUAUUCAGGGUGGAAGACAUUCCGUCGAAUCGGACCUGCCUUGUGCUCCGUCGAAGAUCCGACCGUCUCCGUUCAGGAAUGGAUAUCUCAGGAAAUCUCAGGAAAUAGCGAACGGAGGGCUAUGGAUGAUCAACUUCUUAACUUGCCAACGGAUGUUUUAAAUUGCAUCCUAGAUCGCUUGCCUGCUCGAGAUGCAGCAAGAACAAGUGUUUUGUCUAGAAAAUGGAGAUACAUAUGGGCUGGUCAUCCAAAUCUUGUACUUGAUUCCAAGAAUAUAGUCACUGUCACCAAAAAUGAUUUUGUUGGAAUAGGCAAUAAAAUUCUCUUACAGCAUAUUGGGCCCAUUCUAACUUUUCAUGUCAACCUUUCAGAUGUACACAUGUCACAGUACCCAAACAUUGAUCCAUGGAUACUAUACUUGUCAAGAAAUGGAUUGAGGGAACUCACAGUGAAGAAUUCCAGUCGUGAUCUCUAUGCACUUCCCUCUUAUGUAUUCUUGUGUCAAGAACUUACGUAUCUGUAUCUGUCUAAGUGUAUCUUCAAACAACCAUGUGGUACUAUAAGAAGCUUUCAAAAUCUUAAGGUGCUUUAUUUGAGUCAAGUUGCUUUCAAGCCGGAGGUUUCUGCUUCUAUCUUUGCUGCAUCAAAGCUUAAACGUUUGAUCUUAGAAAUGUGCAGUGGUAUGGAUCACGUGAACUUUGAUGGCUGUUCAUCAUCACUUUCCUCCUUGGUACUUUACAAGAAUCACGAGGUUAAACUGAAUUGUUUUAUGAACUGCAAAAGUAUUACAAAUGCAUGCCUUGUAUUGGCUAAUGGAAUUAAAUCUUUUGGCCCUGGUGAGAGGAUCAAUUUAGCAAGCUUGUUUGAACACUGGCCUCUAAUUUCAACCCUUUAUAUGGAUGGAUACCAUCUCAAGCUUUUGGCUGCAGGCUCUAUUAUGAGUGCACUUCCAGUUAAAAUCAACAAGUUGAGGGAUCUUAGACUAUUUCAAAUUAACUUUACCGAUCUGGUACAAGUCUCCAGCAGCCUUUGCUUGCUUCACAGCUCUCUUAGGGUGCAUAGCCUUGAAAUUAUGAUGGACGUUCCUACAGAGGCUGCUGACAACAACCUCGUUUUACAGUAUUUGCAAGAACGUAGCUGCAUGAGCGAAGAGAUUAACAGUUUGCGGGCUUUGAAGAUCAAAUAUUUCCAGGGGUCAAGAGCUGAAAUGCUUUUUGUAAAGCUAAUACUCGCGUGCUGCCCGGCCUUAAAAAGGGUUAGUUUUGAGGACAAGAAAGUAGUAGAGGCAUCGGAGGUCUCUAAUAUUUUGAAAGAGUUAGUGGUAUUCCCUCGAGCUUCAAGAAAAGCACAAAUCAUAUUCUGAACUUGUGACAUAAUUAUUAUGUGGUUAAAGUUUUCAGUUUGGCAGUUUGAAAUUAGGUUGGAUUAGUACCAUCUCAUGUAUGAAGUUCCUUAUUUUAUUCAAAGAAUACCUAUAUGGACUUCCUA